Paramuricea clavata is the source of this 4187-nucleotide messenger RNA. NCBI's taxonomy places the organism in Eukaryota, Metazoa, Cnidaria, Anthozoa, Malacalcyonacea, Plexauridae. The record is from the annotation of a GenBank genome assembly.
AUGGUAAGUGCAAGUUUUAGUAUCUGCAUCAAUUCGUGCUCGAAUAUCAUCACAUUUACAGCAGGACUUAAUUAUAUUAGAUAUUAUGGCGUUUUGGCGUUCUCUUCAGGGUACAGGUAUCGUAACAGACGAAAUUUUGCCGCCACUCAAACAUCAAGGUGUAGAAGGUCGAGUACGAUACUUAGUUCUACUUCAUCCUAUACAUGAUACAAAUCAUAAAGACGGAAAUGUAGGCUAACUAAUAAUGAAAAAAAGAAAAAAGAAGACUAUUUUCGUAUUGCUCAGCAAGAUAAUAGGGACACAUCGCAUUUAAUCACAAGCGCGCACAACGAAGACGAACGUAGAUAAGGUACAAAAGGAACGACUUCACAACUCUGAAACAACUAUAAAAUUUAGAACGUAGUCACAAGAGUAUCAUCGUUCCUUCAGAAGUAAAUCCCUCAGAACGAACAAUUAGAACUUGAUCAACAUUUCUAUCAAACGUGCUCUUCGACAUUCGAAACCAAGGAAUUUAAAUAGACAAAGACAGCAUUUUCGCGUUUUAGGUGAGAUUGAGAAACUACAACAUGUACAAAACACAGCCGCUAGAAUUGUGACAAGGUCAAACAGAAGACAGCAUAUUAUACUCCCAUUUUGAAAGAACUUCAUUGGCUGCCUAUACAAAGCCGUAUCCAAUUUAAACUUGGGUUAAUAAUAUUUAAAGCUUUAAAUAAUUUGGCUCCAUCUUAUCUUCAAGACCUUCUGAAAAUACAUCAGCCUUCGCUGUGUUUAAGAUCUGCUUCUAAAAAUUUGCUUCAAGAACCAAGGUCAAUCACGAAAACAUAGAUAGAACAUUUAGGAAGGCUGGAUCGGCGUUUUGGAAUAGCCUGCCUGAUGAAUUGAGACUAGAGACAUCUGUUGAUAUUUUUAAAAAUAAACUUAAGACUCUUCUUUUUAACCAAGCUUACAGUUAGUUCUUAGUAUUCGCAAAUUUUUAACUACAUAAUCUAAUAUACUGUAUUAAUAAGUAAUACCAUUGUAAUGAGCAUUGAGAAAUUUUUGUAAAUGCGCACUGAAGAAUUCAAUUAUGCCCCAACUAUGUAUCUAUCGCCCCAACUAUGUAUAAAAUAGAUUCGUAGCACAAACUAACUGAUAUACAGUUAAACAAUUUAUCUGUAUAAUGUCUGAAGAAUAAAGGGAGCUAGUUAUGUUCGGAGUUAAGAAAAAUGCUGUUUCCAGAGGGGUUAAAGCUUGAAAAUUCAAUUCAACAAUUAACACAUGUUUGUCAUAGGUUUAGUUGCAACAAUUAACACAUGUUUGUCAUAGGUUUAGCUCUUUCAGCAAGUUGGAGCAAAGUUUGGAAUAGGAUUCAUAUUGAUUUCACAGUCGAGAAUUCUCUAAAAUAUCAAAUUUGUUUCCUCGUGCUCGUGGUUUAAACCACAACCCAACCACGCGCAUUGAAUCAUGGGGCAUGCCGGAAGUGCGAAUACGAAAGAAUUUUGAUUUUUAAAUUCAUUGAGAAUGCAGGUGUUGUGAAAAUGCGAAAUUGAUGUUGAAAAUACAAACAUUGAUGAUGUUGAAAUUGCGAACAUUGAUGUUGAAAAUGCGAACAUGGAUUUUGGCGGAGAUUUGACGCCAUGCUAUCCGCCAAAAUUCAAGUUAGUAAUGAAAAUACACAAACGUCGAUGUUGAAAAUGCGAACAUUGACGUUGAAAAUGCGAAGAAAGAUGUUGAAAAUGCGAACAUUGAUGUUGAAAAUACAAACAUUAAUGUUGAAAAUACGAACAUAAAUUUUGGUGGAAAUUUGACGCCAUAUUCAAAGUCCAUAUAUAAUUAUGGGCUUCUCUUUUAAUACUAGCCUGCUUGCCGCCUGGAAUUUCCAAGGGGGGAUAGCUAUUUUAAAUAAUAGUGAAAUAAAAGUGCUAAUAUUGAAUAUUUUAACUCGCCCCCAUUGAGAUGUAGGAGUAUCUUCCUGGAAUCAACAGAGAUUCACUAAGAAAACGAAACAUGUUGAACAAAGAUAAUAUAUAUAUAUAUAUAUAUAGGUCAAUUUAUGGUCAAUUUAUUUUUUAUUUUUUUUUAUAUUAGGUCAAUUUAUCUGAAGAGUGCCACAUACUGUGGUACGAAACUAUUUAGUAAUAAAGAUGCCUAGUGGAUUUUGUUGAUUUGUUGUACCUUAAUUUAUUUAUUUAUUUUUAUAUAUAUAUGUGAAGCCUAUAAUUUGAUAGCGAAACUACAGCCAUGCAAACAAUAUAUUCACAUGACCUUAUACACAUGAAAAUAUAGUCACAUGACCACAACCAAUCUUUGUUUCUUCUCCAAUUAAACGAGACGACUACAUCGAUAUUUCGCACAAUUUACAAAAAUUUUAAUAUUUUGUUGUGCAUUAAAUCAAUGGUUUUUUUAAGAGAUAAAUAUUCUAAUGGUUAUAAAAGGUUCGUCUCAUCAAACCUUUUAAAUAUUUAUGUGUUGUUAUACGUAUAUAAAGACUUGUUAUACCAUUUUGAAUUGGCUACUAAAACAUAUAGAUCUUUAGUCUAUCUCUAGGUUGACACGCAGUAUACAACACUAUACCAUAAACAUUUUGAGCGAAGCUUUAUUCUGCCAACAAAACGCAACUGAAGCGACACACCAACCUCGUACCCAGGCUAUUUUCUCUCACACUCUGGUGCCACACCAGUGACUUUAACUGAAGACACAGCAUAUUAAAAAAAUCGGAAAAAAUGUCACGGCUUCAACGACUUAAGGUGCUCUCAAAAAAUACAUACUCAGCAACUCCAUAUAACAUGUAACCAAAAAGAUAUAACCUGUUGAAGUGGCUUGUCAAGGCUGUGCACAAACUAAUGUUGAAGCGUCUAUUGCUUACUAACUAUUUAUUAACUUUACAAUCAUACAAAAUUAUAACACUGAUUGAAGGUAUGGUCAACAGGACAUGAGUCCCAUGUGAAGACCAACCUGAAAUACACUAGACUAACGAAAUAUACGCAAGGAGAAAACUUUGCUAUAUAGAAAUUAUAUACUGUAUAUACAAUAACAUGCAUUACUAACAUGGGGGCUUAAAAAUUCUUCACCGAAAUAUAAUUUAUAUAAUACCUAACAUUUAACAACGUGACUAUAUUAUUGGUAUACUUAUAUAUAGUAUCCACAUUUAUAUGCAUUCUACUGAAAUCUAACCAACGCCCUGGACAUACCUAAAAAAUGAAAUGCUUAAAUUUAUCCUUUUGCAGAAUGCAGAUACGAGUGACCAGAACCCAAGCACACAACAAAGUGACCCAUCACGGGAAACAAAAGGCAACGAGGAGGCACCACAGGAAGAAAGGAUUCGAAUCACUACAACACAUUUUGCGUUAGAUUUUAUGAAAGGCUUGGAGAUAGGAAAAAUAUCCGAGAAACUAGAUCACUUGAGCGAAGAAAACAAAAAACUUCGUGAAAAGCUGAAGAAGUUCAAAGAAGAUAAUGCAGCCUUGAAUCAGACAAUUGGAAGUCUACAGGAUCGCAACCAGAAACAAGAGGAAACAAUUCGUGAUUUGGAAUCUUUCCAAGAGAAGUUACAGAAAGACCUCGAAAACGUAAAGAAAGAAAAAGAACAACUGCGAAUUGAGUUCAGCGAAAAGAAUGAGACUCUCACCGAGCAAUUGGAAGCCCUGACGAAAGAUUUUGAGGCAGUCGAGAACGAAAACAAAGAAUUAAAACGCAGUUUGGAGGAGCUCACAACCAGCAAUAAUUCCUUGAAGCAGGAUAUCAAUUCGAUCAAAAAAGAAAUGGGAAAUUUGAAGGCGGGACACAAGAAAAUUUGUGAGAAGCUCGAGUGCAAGGAGGCAAGGCUUGCUCUUGGUCAGAUCGCAUGGCUUCUGGAAGCAGAGAUUUGGAAAGCUGUUCUACCGGACAAAACAAUGGGAAAAACUGGUAUCCUUUUCUCCAUGAAACGCUGGCUGAAGAAGAAUACCUCGAGCCCUGAAGUAAUAGCAGCGCAAAAGAGAUGGGACGACCUAAAACGCACACUAAAAUGGGAUGAAGACGAUCAUACUGACGCCUUGAAAUGUCUUAAAGAGCUCAGAAAGGAGGACGCGCAUCCAGAAAACGUCGAUCUCGAAGUGGCAAGAAAACAGCUGAUCGAGGGUAAUCAUGUCGCCGAAAUGGAUAAGAAAACUUGCGAGGAUAUCAUUGAUAUGAUAGUAACCGCGAGAGAGUUGAACAAUUCAAAGUAA